Messenger RNA from Octodon degus (degu), 1221 nucleotides. It is a transcript of the gene Got1l1, whose product is annotated as glutamic-oxaloacetic transaminase 1 like 1. The transcript has 9 exons. Lineage: Eukaryota; Metazoa; Chordata; Mammalia; Rodentia; Octodontidae. The record is from RefSeq and is a predicted model, not a curated record. Gene Ontology annotation, biological process: L-aspartate biosynthetic process. The coding region runs from base 1 to 1221 and encodes 406 amino acids. Gene Ontology annotation, cellular component: cytosol. Gene Ontology annotation, molecular function: L-aspartate:2-oxoglutarate transaminase activity; pyridoxal phosphate binding.
AUGCCCACCCUUUCAGUGUUUGCAGAUGUGCCUGUGGCCCACAAGCUGGAAGGCAGUUUGCUAAAGGCCUACAGACAGGACAAUGACCCUAGCAAGAUAUUUCUGGUCUACAGAGUCUGCAUGACCGAUGAAGGCCUCCCCUGGGUUUCCCUUGUGGUGCACAAGACCCGACUGCAGAUUGCCCAGGACCCCUCUCUGGUCUAUGAGUACCUGCCUGGCCUGGGCUCGAAAUCAUUCAUCCAGGCCUCCUUGGAGCUCCUCUUUGGCAAGCACAGCCCAGUCAUCAUGGAGAACAGGGCAGGGGGUGUGCACACUGUUGGUGAGAGUGGCUCCUUCCGGCUUGGGGCCCAGUUCCUCAGGACAUGGCACAGGGGCACUCACACAGUUUGCAUCGUCUCUUAUCAAAAAGAAAGCCAUGGACUCAUCUUCCAGGACAUGGGCUUUGAAGUUUAUGAAUACUGCAUCUGGGACCCCAAGCAGAGGCGCUUGGACUCCAAUGUGCUCCUCAGUGUGGUGGAGCGGGCGCCAAGCGGCUGUAUCCUUGUGAUUGGGAACCCUGUUGACUGCAGAUUGACACAAUCUCAGUGGGCAAAGCUGAUGUCCACCAUGAAGAGCAAGCAGAUAUUUCCAUUUCUUGACAUUCCUUGUCAAGGUUUAUCCACUGGUGACCUCGAAGAAGAUGCUGGAGUCCUGCAAUACUUUGUAUCCUGGGGCUUUGAAUUCUUCUGCAGUCAGUGUCUGUCCAAGAAUUUUGGCAUUUAUGAUGAAAGCGUGGGCACCCUAGUGGUGGUGGCACUCAACAAUGAGCAGCUGCUGUGCGUCCUGUCCCAGCUGAUGAGCUAUGCCCAGGCACUGUGGCUGAACCCUCCUGCCAGGGGGUCUCGGAUCAUCACCACCAUCCUCUGUAACCCCACGCUGCAGGAAGAGUGGAAGCUGAGUCUAAAAGCAGUUGUUGAGAAAAUGAUGCUGAUCAAGGAAAAGGUGAAGGAGAAGCUCCGGCUCCUGGGCACACCUGGGUCCUGGGACCACAUCACUGAGCAGACUGGGAUCCAUGGUUACCUUGGACUCAGCUACCAACAGGUACAAUACUUGAUCAAGAAGCACGUCUACAUUCCCAAGAACAGUCAGAUUAACUUCACCUGUAUCAACACCAACAAUAUAGAGUACAUCACUCAGAGCAUCAGCGAGGCUGUCUUUUCCACAGAGCACACAGAGAACUAG